Metarhizium album ARSEF 1941 is the source of this 2346-nucleotide messenger RNA. Its product is annotated as putative protein family UPF0120. The transcript has a single exon. The record is from RefSeq and is a predicted model, not a curated record. Gene Ontology annotation, cellular component: nucleoplasm; nucleolus; Noc2p-Noc3p complex. NCBI's taxonomy places the organism in Eukaryota, Fungi, Ascomycota, Sordariomycetes, Hypocreales, Clavicipitaceae. Gene Ontology annotation, biological process: ribosomal large subunit biogenesis. Bases 1 to 2346 code for a protein of 781 amino acids.
AUGGGUCCCGGCAAGAAGAACCUCAAGGCGACCAAGAAGUUCGAGAAGAGCAAUCUCAAGGGUGUCUUGGACAGGAGAAAGGCCGUCGCCAAGAUUAAACAACGGCAGCAAAUCAAGGAUAAAAAACAAGCUCGGCGAGCAAAGGACGCCGAGUUUUAUAAAGGCACUGACGAUGGAUCGACACCGGGUCGGAAGCCAAAUGGCGCCGAGGGAAAGAAGAGCGGCGAGAUGAGCGUCGACGACUUUUUCCGGGGCGCAUUUGACGAAAUUGUCAACAGCAACGAGAGCAAACCUGGCAAACCUGGCAAGCGCAAGAGGAGCGAGCACAAAGCGGAUGACGAGGAAAUGAGCGAUGGUAGCGGCUCUGGUAUGGAUAACGGUGAGCCGCCGGCGGCUAGUGAAAGCGAGCACGGCAGCGACGAUGACGAAGAAGGCGGCAUGAGCAAAGGAACCAUGGAUAAGCUGGCCGAGAAAGAUCCCGAGUUCUACAGAUUCUUAAAGGAUAACGAUCCGGAGGCGCUGGACUUCGAUGAUGACGCGGACUUGGCAGAGGUUGAUGAGCUUAGUGCCGGCGAGGAGGAACACGAUGAAGAGCAGCCCAAAAAGAAGAAGCAGAAGAAGGCCAAGGCCAAUGCAGAACACGACCAAGAAGACGGCGAGCCUCCCCGGGGCAACGAAUUGACCAGAUCUGCAGUUGCUGGUUGGCGAAAAGCCAUGGAGGAAAAGAAGUCGUUGAGAGCAGCUAGACAAGUUGUUCUUGCAUUUCGAUGCGCCGCCCGCUUGAAUGAAGACGAAAAUGACGAGGGCGAAACCCAGCAACGCUGGGCUAUCAACAGCCCAGAGAUCUACAAUGACCUCCUGAUCCUGGCACUGAAGCACAUCCCCGUGGUAAUGAACCACCACCUGCCCAUCAAGGAGUCUGCCUCCGGCAGAGUCUACGUGCAGACCGAGACCAAGAAGUUCAAAACAUUGUCGCUUUUGCUCAAGUCUUACACCUCGUCAAUCAUGUACCUCCUCGGCACUCUGUCCGACGACAAGACCCUCAAGCUGACCCUUUCAUCCCUGACACCCAUCCUUCCGUAUCUCCUGUCGUUCAAGAAACUCGUCAAGGCGCUGUCCAAAGCCGUCGUCAACUUCUGGGCUCAGCCGGCCAGCUCAGAAACCACCCGAAUCACGGCGUUUUUGGUCCUUCGCAGGCUCGCCGUAAUCGGGGACAAGGGCAUUCGUGAGAUGGUCCUCAAAGCAACAUACCAAGGCCUCGUUCAAGGCUGCCGCGUCACCAAUCACAACACCAUCCAGGGCAUCAACCUGAUGAAGAACUCGGCCGCAGAGCUCUGGGGCAUCGACCCGGCAGUCGGAUACACGACGGCCUUCACAUUCAUCCGCCAGCUCGCCAUCCACCUCCGCAACAGCAUAGUCAACAACAAGAACGACUCCUUCCGCAUGGUGUACAACUGGCAGUUCACGCACUCGCUCGACUUUUGGUCCUGCGUCCUCGCCGAGCACUGCUCUCCGCUCAAGGAAGCCGAGGCCGGCAAGGAGAACCAGCUCAAGCUCCUCAUCUACCCCCUCGUUCAGGUCACGCUCGGUGCGAUGAGCCUCAUUCCCACCGCCAUCUACUUCCCCCUCCGCUUCCACCUCGUCCACUCGCUGCUGCGCACCUCCCGCGCAACAGGGACCUACAUCCCGCUCGCCUCCCCGAUCCUCGAGGUCCUCUCCUCGGCCGAGAUGAAGAGGCCCCCCAAGGCAACCACUCUCAAAGCCCUCGACUUUGCCGUCGCCUACAAAGCACCCAAGUCGUAUCUCCGCACCCGCAUCUACCAGGACAACGUCGGCGAGAAAAUCGUCGAGCUUCUGAGCGAGUUCUUCCUUCUGUGGUCCACGUCCAUCGCCUUCCCGGAACUGGCGCUCCCCGUCAUCAUCCAUCUCAAGCGGUGGCUGAAGCAGGCCCGCUCCAAAAACCAGGGCAAUAAGAACGCCAAGCUCAUUUCCCAACUCGUCACCCUCGUGCAGAAGCUGGAAGCGAACGCAAAGUUUAUCGAGGAGCGCCGCGCCAAAGUGGACUUUGCGCCCAAGGAUCGCACACAGGUUGAUGCGUUUUUGAAGGACUUUGACGUGGCCAAGACGCCGUUGGGGGCGUUUGUCGUGAGCCAGAGGAAGGUGCGCGAGGAGAAGAGCAAAAUGUUGGAGCAGGCGAGGAAGGAGGAGGACAGAAAGAGGAUGGAGGGCGAGAGGGGCGUCGACGAGGAGAGCGACGAUGAAAUGGAGGUUGAUGGUGAGGACGAAAUUGGCGACCAGGACAACGGCGAGGUUGAGAUGGAGGACGACGACGGAGACAGCGAGUAA